Arachis duranensis is the source of this 390-nucleotide messenger RNA. RefSeq names its product CASP-like protein 4B4. The record is from RefSeq and is a predicted model, not a curated record. The coding region runs from base 88 to 315 and encodes 75 amino acids. The transcript has 2 exons. NCBI's taxonomy places the organism in Eukaryota, Viridiplantae, Streptophyta, Magnoliopsida, Fabales, Fabaceae.
UUGCUGGCUAUUGCAAUUUUGUCAAGUCUUUAUAAUGGAGGCAUAUUGUUUCUCAAAGUAAAAGGAAAACAAUUGCUUCAGCCCAGAAUGGCUGCUAUCAUUGACUUUGCAGGAGACCAGAUCAUGGCAUAUCUGUUGUUAUCAUCAGCAUCUUCAGCAAUUCCAAUAACAAACAGAAUGAGAGAAAACUCAGACAAUAUAUUCACUGAUUCUUCAAGUACAGCCAUUUGCAUGUCCAUUUUUGCAUUCAUUUGUUUAGCAGUGUCAGCACUCAUCUCUGGCUUCAAACUAUCAUCAACUCAACCUUAUAUAUGAAACUUUCAUUGAUUUUUUUUUUAUUUUUUUACCCGAUAAAAAUGUUUCACACUUUCAUUUAAUUGUGUAUACCAA